This is a messenger RNA of Ixodes scapularis (black-legged tick), 1976 nucleotides long. RefSeq names its product carnitine O-acetyltransferase. Gene Ontology annotation, molecular function: carnitine O-acetyltransferase activity. Bases 1 to 1821 code for a protein of 606 amino acids. The record is from RefSeq and is a predicted model, not a curated record. Gene Ontology annotation, biological process: carnitine metabolic process, CoA-linked. Lineage: Eukaryota; Metazoa; Arthropoda; Arachnida; Ixodida; Ixodidae. Gene Ontology annotation, cellular component: peroxisome. The transcript is spliced from 11 exons.
AUGUCUUCAUCUCUGAUUGUCGCUGGCGAACCGGAGACACCUGAAGGUAUGAUGAUGUCCAGACAGAAAGAACUGCCCACCUUGCCCGUGGUGCCUCUGCGAGACAUGCUUCGCAGAUACAUGGACUUCGUGGAGCCCUUUCUAGCGGCACAAGAGUUGGAAGAAUUACAAAAGGUGGCAGAGUUGGGACUCUACACAGUUCGCAACUCGGACCAAGGGAAGUUCGGGAAAGUCACUGUCAACGACUUCGCGGAAGUGUUCAAGGUUGACUUGAGAGGCGAAGUUUCAGCUGCCUCGACCACUUUCCCAAACUUGCAGCCGUCUCUCAAUAAAGUGGACAAGAUUCUCUUCGGGCCAGGGCAGCAGACACCCAAUGUUCUCGGGUCCUUCGGGGUCACUUGGCUGUGGAGAGGCAAGUCUAAUCAGCAAAUACAACAACUUCUCCAGCCUGAUGUCAGCGGAAAAACUCCUUUGGACAUGUCGCAAUACCAGCGUAUCUUCAGUGUUUACCGCACGCCUGCUAUAGCCUGCGAUCAACUGGAGUUCAAUACGCCCCUCGAGAAAUCUGGGAAACACGUGGUAGCCAUACACAAUGGCCAGAUGUUUACCUUCAACGCGUACGAUGCCCAAGGAGUGCCCCACGACGAAAGCAGGAUCCUCGCCCAGCUCAUCCGAGUCGUGGAAAUGUCUCCCGAGAAGGACGUCGGCGUGGGCAUUCUGACGGCGGAAGACAGGAACGUCUGGGCGAAGGUGUACGCCAGUCUUGGCCAGAAUUCUCUGAACGAAGCGUCUUUGGAAGCGAUCAAGAGGGCUUCACUCGUGGUGUGCCUUGACGGCAGACUGGACGACGUGGAUCCCUAUGAGGUGGCCUGGCCCCGGCAGGUAUACAAGGGCGGUCCGAACGCCGAAUAUGCAGCCAAUCGAUGGUGGGACAAGCCGGUUCAGGUGAUUGUCGGAGAAGACGGAGGGUCUGCACUUCUCUACGAUCACACAGCCUUCGACGGCACUGCGAUGGCUGGAGUCACAAACCACUGCUAUCAUUACGCCCAGAAGGCAGGGAGCUUCGAAACAUCUAAGGACGGCGAGGAAGGUGCUCCUCAGAAGCUGGAAUUCGUUCUUGGGCCUGACACCUUACACGACAUAGAAAAAGCAAAAUCGUCCCAUGCAAGAUAUACUGGCGGUACUGAAAGGCUCUUCUAUCAAUUUUCCAACUAUGGAAAAAAGUUCAUCCAGUCGUGCAACAUGAGUCCGGACGGCUACACGCAGAUGGCCAUUCAACUGGCGGCCUUCAGGUGUACUGGCACCGCGGUCAUGGCGUAUGGAGCGGCUUCGGCUCGCCAAUUCCUUUACGGACGAGCUGAUGUAUUUCAUUCCUCCUCGAAAGAAAGCCUAUCAUUCUGCAAGGUCUUUGAUAACCCUUUAUCAAGCAGGGAAGAGAAGGAGCAGAGCUUGAGGAAAGCCGUGGAAAGAUGCAAGCAAGAAGCCGUUUUUGCAGCGGACGGCUUCGGCGUGCAGCGGAUGAUAUAUGGCUUGAUAUUCAUUAGCCUCGAAAACGGUAUCCCCAUUCACCCUUUCCUCAAAAACCAGGCUUUCUGGCGACCUGCUUUGGUAGCCAGCCAGGUGAAUCUUCAAUGCGACGGCACUAGUUUGGAGGAUCCUGGUUUUCCUGAUACCUACAUGGUCAUGUACAACAUCCGACCGGAAUCUGUCACUUUCGGCCUGAGCUGCAACAAAUCUUCCCCCGAGAAGAACAUCACCAAGUUCAAGGACGCUCUUGAGCAAGCCCUUACGGAUCUCAGAGUGUGCGUUGACAGAUCUUAAGAGGUAGAUUGCGCAACGAAUAACCUCUUUCGCUUCUUAUUUCUUUUUUCGGGGGAGUUAGGGAGCACCGCGGAGAACAUAGGAUUGUAAGCACAAAAAUAAAAAAAGGCAAACCAAAAGUGGUUAGCGGAAAUAAAGCAAGGAGAACAUGCGAU